AUGCUCUACAGACUGGUUACGAGAUGCGUUUAUGACUACACUCUCAUACCCCCUACGUUGAGUAUCGCUGGCGAUCAGGCUCCAGACGCAUCGUAUGCCAACGGGUCCAGCACCGAUCUGUCCCGCUUCAACCUUCUCGACCCUACUAGCCGAGUGACGGCGGAGCAGAUUCAUGUCCUCUUGGCCGCCCACGGGGUCGGCUGGCGGGAUAUCGUGACGGACUACUUCCAGACCACACACAAGUGGCUUGCCCUGGUCCAGACUGAGUGCUUCGACAGCAAGCUCGAUGCACACUCCGCCGCCAUUUUCCAGGACGCCCCGGUCGUUCCCGCACCAGACGCCGCCGACUCUCCCUCUGGAUUGGCUCUGAGCGAUAGCGGCGUCGACAAGGCCGAUGCGGCGGAGCUGGCCACCGUCUUUGCCUGCAUGUACCUUUGCACGCAGUGGGCGGAAACCACGACUAACGUCUCCGGCGCCUCCACAUCCAUGCUAACAAAAGAUUUAUAUGUUGCCGUCAAGAGGGCUUUUGCACUCCUCAAGGCGACAGCGUCACCUAGCGUCGAGCUCAUUCAGUGCGGCUUGUUGCUGUCCAUCUACGAGCACGGCCACGGUGAUACGAGGAGGGGAUACGCCACCCUCUCUGAGGCUGUGGCCAUGUCUCGCAUGCUAGGUAUCGGCCCCGGCGAGUACGAACAGAUUGCCGACGAGCUGCCCAUCAGCCCCCGAGGAGCAGCUGAGAGUCCUGUACUGGGCUAUGUUUGUCUGGGAUAA
Molecule: messenger RNA, 771 nt
Organism: Parascedosporium putredinis
Lineage: Eukaryota; Fungi; Ascomycota; Sordariomycetes; Microascales; Microascaceae
Source: the annotation of a GenBank genome assembly